UGUUGACAACGAGCCGAGAACGCUUGUCCAUUUGAUAGCGGACGUUCGAAAUAGAAACACGCGCACGCACACUCGCUCGGCCACAAUUUUGUACACAUAAUUAUAAAUAAAUAUUCACAGCCAGAAGCUAUAGAUACACAUAAUAGUUUUUUUUAGCACCACUAAGAUUUCGUACUCUUUUAAUUAUGGCACAUCUCAUCAAGCGUUUCGCAACGCCAUCUAAGCCAGAACUUGUGGUGACUUAUGGGUCUUUGGAUGCCGACGUUCAGGAGCUGCUGCUGUCGGCUUUUACAGUGCGCCUGCGUGCCUACGCGCCAUACAGUAAUUUCAAAGUGGGUGCCACAUUUCGCGGCAAAGCUCGUGGAGAAAUAUUCAGCGGCUGUAAUGUGGAGAAUUCCUGCUUUUCGCCAUCCUCCUGCGCCGAGCGUACUGCGCUGACGAAGGCUAUUAGCGAGGGUGAGCGCGAAUUCUUAGCGGGUGCUGUCGUCGCCUAUCAACCGGAUGUAUUUACAACGCCCUGCGGCGUUUGCCGUCAGUUCAUUAGAGAGUUCACGAGCGACAACGACAUGCCAAUAUAUGUGGCUCAGGCGCGAGAAGGCCGAACUGCUGAGACGCCCUUUGCCAAUGAGGAUCCCGUGCUGUGCACUUCCAUCUUUAAUCUGUUGCCAAACAGUUUCCAUACUUAUCAAAUAUAGCAGUUAGG
This is a messenger RNA of Scaptodrosophila lebanonensis, 703 nucleotides long. Its product is annotated as cytidine deaminase-like. Gene Ontology annotation, molecular function: zinc ion binding; cytidine deaminase activity. Bases 186 to 695 code for a protein of 169 amino acids. The transcript is spliced from 2 exons. Gene Ontology annotation, cellular component: cytosol. The record is from RefSeq and is a predicted model, not a curated record. Lineage: Eukaryota; Metazoa; Arthropoda; Insecta; Diptera; Drosophilidae.